Messenger RNA from Iphiclides podalirius (scarce swallowtail), 672 nucleotides. Lineage: Eukaryota; Metazoa; Arthropoda; Insecta; Lepidoptera; Papilionidae. The record is from the annotation of a GenBank genome assembly.
AUGUGGCUAGAGGAAAACGGUGCGGCGGCGACUGGCCACCGAGCUACUGAGGCAUUGGGGUCAAGGCGAAGUCUCGAGCGUCGGUUGACGCAAUCCAGCCCGCCAUUAUCUGCUCCAACUAGUUCUUAUCAAAGCUUAGUGGGCGCCGUGAACGAGCGCGACGCGUACGGCUACGGGUACGGCGGCGGGGGCGGGGGGGCGCACCACUUCGCCGCGCCCGCGCCCCCACCCCUGCCCCACGACGAGCUGCCCUACUCGGUGUUCGACUUCGGCGACUACCAGCGGCACCACCACCACAACAAGCUCAAGCCGAAGAAGAGGCCGCGCAGCGACGCGCCGCCCACGCCCGGCGUGAAGCGCAAGAGCCGCGAGGGCUCCACCACCUACCUGUGGGAGUUCCUGCUCAAGCUGCUGCAGGACCGCGAGUACUGCCCGCGCUACAUCAAGUGGACGAACCGCGAGAAGGGCGUCUUCAAGCUGGUCGACUCCAAAGCGGUCUCGCGCCUCUGGGGCCUGCACAAGAACAAGCCGGACAUGAACUACGAGACGAUGGGCCGCGCGCUGCGCUACUACUACCAGCGCGGCAUCCUGGCCAAGGUGGACGGCCAGCGGCUCGUGUACCAGUUCGUCGACGUGCCCAAGGACAUCGUCGAGAUCGACUGCUCGCUCGCG